This is a messenger RNA of Periconia digitata, 1006 nucleotides long. NCBI's taxonomy places the organism in Eukaryota, Fungi, Ascomycota, Dothideomycetes, Pleosporales, Periconiaceae. The record is from the annotation of a GenBank genome assembly.
CACAAAGCUCACAGCAAGUUUCUCCCGCAAAGCUCUCAGAUCCUGCCGGAAUAGACAAAAAACGUCGGAUGCAGCUCAUGGCUCAAUGACGGGUUUUUCACAAAGCAAUUCAUACGACUACAUGGUCUGCAUAUCCAAAUCCGGAAUCAAUUGGAUGGAAAUAAGGAAGUCGUUCAACGGCAGGCGCAUCACGAUUCACAACCUUGGAACCCGCGCUAGAUCUCCGACUAGAAGAUGGCGGCGCAGGUACCGAGCAUGCUAAAGCCCUUGGCUUCAGGCCAACGCUACUGGAGGAGCUUAUUGCAGCGUGGAUUGCCCGCUAGCUGGGUCUACAGAGAGCUUUCAUUCGCCUGACCUCGCAUAGGUGGCCGCUAGAUGGGCAGUCUAGCUCCCACCAACUACACCAAGGUCUAGCUGGGAGCUAGUCCGGAUGGCAACUGCUUAUUCUAACGGUACCAAAAGAAAGAGCAGGCAGUCAUCUCGAAAAGCUUCAGUAAAUUCGCCGGUGACGGCGACAUCAGGCAUGCAGGUUAACUGCUGCCCUUUAAUAAGUAUGUAGAUACCAGACCGAACUCAUUUACACCCGAGGAGACAUUUGCCUGCAGUCGGGGUUGUGUUCUGCUAUUCGUAACUCCGAAAACAUUAUAGCCUUAUUGCAACCCUGACCCCGCGUGCAACUUAUUCCCUACCGACUGGGAAAAUACCCACUUCUUCAUUCUAGUCCUUUCCAUUCUCCUUUCCGUUCAGCACUUGAACAGUACUUGGGAUCAUCUGAUGGUACAUGCUCCCUGUCGUGAGAAGUGACGACUUGACCAAUCGUUGUUCUGUUUGGACCAUGAGAACAGUGAACCAUGACUAGGGCAAUUCUCAUCGAAAACAUCCUAUCGGCUACCUCUUGUUGUGGUCGUGAUCCUCGUAUAUUGAUGCGGCACGCUGCCAGCUGCCUUAUGACAUCAAUUGCCCUGAAGUAAUUGUUAAUAUUGGCCCUAGGCCACCUCAACAAUCC